GCGGUGGCGGGAGGAUGCCUCGCACCCUGCCGGGGCGCCAACGGCCGCAACGAGCCCCGGGCCGCGCCAGGGCCGCCUGAGAGCGGAGCCUGCGCCGACCGAGGCCCAGGCCGGAUGGGCGCUGCGGGUUGGGGCGCGGACCGCCGACGGCGGUUGUGAGAUUUUCCUCUCAUCCCAGCUGUGUGGAUCGUGCCACACGCCGCCCAAACAACAACGGCUCUUGUGUGCAUUCUCCAGUGUUUCUUUUGUCACAGAGUCUGGCAGAGCCGCAGCUCUUCCAGCGUCAGCCCUGAGCUGAGUGAGGAACGUGCAGCAGACAUGGUGAAGAUGACCAAGUCCAAAACUUUCCAAGCCUAUCUACCGAACUGUCACCGAACGUAUAGCUGUAUCCACUGCAGAGCCCACCUGGCCAAUCACGACGAGCUGAUCUCUAAGUCCUUUCAGGGCAGCCAGGGUCGAGCCUACCUCUUCAACUCUGUGGUGAACGUGGGCUGUGGCCCAGCUGAGGAGAGGGUCCUUCUCACUGGACUGCACGCAGUCGCAGACAUCUACUGUGAGAACUGCAAGACCACGCUCGGGUGGAAAUACGAACAUGCCUUUGAGAGCAGUCAAAAAUAUAAGGAAGGAAAAUUUAUUAUUGAGCUUGCCCACAUGAUCAAAGACAACGGUUGGGAGUAAAGUGGAAAUGUUCCACUCUUUUGAAUACUGCUUUGUGAAAGAGACUGUGAAUGUAAUGGAGACAUAGAGCAUCCUGGACGGCAGUAUUUCUUGAACUUAACCUUGCAGGCUAGCCAAGCUGCGACACUCGAAGGCCUCUCUCGGCCAUCCCUGUGGGUAAGGUGUCCCUGAUCUGCGUCACUUCCCUGUAUGUGGUUGUUGCUGGAAGUUUUCAGUGUUUGUCGUUCUUUUUUUUUUCUUUAACUUCUCAAGCUCUAGAGAACAAAUGAACCAACUGGCUACUUGGCAAGUUAGCUCUCUUACCUGCUGUCUUCCUUGUAGUGUGGCUGUGCUUCAGUCAUGAGCAAACCAAGUCUGUCAGACCAUAGAGACAGGGGACAGGUCUCCUUCAGCAGCAAGUCUCACAUGUCUUUUUUUUUUUUUUUUUUUUUAGAGAAAAUACUAAAGUUUUCUCCCUAAUUCUUGAAACUACACAUCAGCUAUUCCUCCUGCAGAUGAACUGUGAAGGCACAGUAUUCAUUUAAAAAUCUUCUAGUAGCAGUCAACAAAUUUAUAUACAAAGGACAUUGUUUUUUAAAGCCUGUUGAAAACAGAGAACACCACUGGUAGCAUUUUAGAUAAGCUAUAAAUAGAGCAAUGUGUUAACAAAUGUCUUAUUUAUUUAUUUAAGCCAUGAUCUAGAAAGCAACUGAACUAGUCCCUAGAGAGGACCAUCCAAGGCCUGCAGAGGCUGUCUUGAGGAGACAGCCUCCUAGAUCUGGGCCUGAGGUUGUGCCCUUGGUGCUGACAGGAGCCUGCAUGUCCUGUGAUGCUGAGUGGCUGGUCCAUGAUGUUAGAGAAUAGCAUUCUGGACCAAGUGUAAGUCCAAUUUCAUUUUUGACCCUGGAUGUACUUGAAGAAAAAGAAUUAUUUUGCCUAUGAAAGAGGCCAGAACCAGCAGGAAAAAAAACCCUCAAAACUUGAGAUCUAUAUUUUAAAUUUUUUUCAGAAAAGGUCAAAGUUUCAAAGUAGGGUUAAAUACUGUAAAGAAGACAUUUGGUUUGCUGCAGGAGGUGCCCUCCCUGUCAGGUGGCCCCACACAGAGGGGCCUGCCUAUGCAGUCCCCUAGGGCCUGCAUUUCUGUCACAGAUUUUAAGUCAUGGCCUGCUAUCAGACCAGUUUGCAGAGAAUGAAGGCCACAAAACAUUCCCAAUGAAGUUUUGGUUUCCAGUAUUGUGUACCAACUCGGGGCAGAGGGACAAGAAAAAGGGCCAAGGGAGGCAGACAGACAGGACAGUCCCAGCCUGGCCGACAGCUAACACUGCUGUGGAUAAGGCUGGUCUAGUGGCAGUGAAAGCAAGCUGGCUGAGGAGCAGCAAGUGACUCCCCAUUCAGCUUUAGCUCCUCAUUUCCAGACCCAGCCCACAAGCUGUGGCCAUUAUAGGCACUCAGCUGCCACCUGGCUCCAACUCAGUGCUCAUCCCAAGCUUCCCUGUUGGUGCCAUUCCUUUACCCAAGGCUGUAAGCUUGGGAAGGUGGGGAGAGCCACUGCCUGGGCCCAGUGGGCUGGUGAGCACAGCACUGAGAUGCAUCAGCUCAGCAGGAGCGACAGUGGUGUUACUUUAAGCACAUCCUCACCUUAUAGUAGGCUCAGUUGGCCUGUAAGCCUCUCCCCUGUAGUCCAGCAGGCUGUUUUCUCAGAGCCAGUUCCCUGCAGGCAUACUGGCCUGGCUGUCCCCACAGUUCUGUUAGCAAAUGGCUUCCCUCAAGGAAUCACUCCAGCCAGCAGUGUUCCUGUGGCCACACCCUGCAAUCUGAGGACAGCACCUUCACUCCACUGGCUGAGAUGGGAAGGGUGAAAAGGCAGCUUCCUGACCGGAAUGAGCACCCGGCAGUGCAGGAUGGCUGAGAGUGAUGCUCCUUCCCUUCUUCAUCUGUCUUGAGUGGAACUCAGGCCAGAGCCUCAGAGGACCAAGGGCUCAUGGCGCCAUCAGCCUGCCCAGGUGUGAGGGCGGCCUGAGCAGCUUCCACAGAGACUUCACUGAAAUUGAAGAACAAAU
Messenger RNA from Octodon degus (degu), 2717 nucleotides. It is a transcript of the gene Ypel1, whose product is annotated as yippee like 1. The transcript is spliced from 5 exons. Lineage: Eukaryota; Metazoa; Chordata; Mammalia; Rodentia; Octodontidae. The record is from RefSeq and is a predicted model, not a curated record. Bases 319 to 678 code for a protein of 119 amino acids.